GCCCUUUUGACUUCUGGACUUCAACUCCCAGAAUUCCUCAGCCAGCUGCCUGGCUGAGUAAUUCUGGGAGUUGAAGUCCACAAUCAUUAAAGUGCCCACAGACCGCUAUUGUUGAAGUACGUGAGCGCAGGAACGCUCAGGAAAUUGACGUGAAAGAUUUGCCGUUACUCUUCUCAGGCGGGUGAAGCCCGAGUGAACGGACACCCGUUUCUGCCCUCCUGCCAACCGCAGAAGGGGCUGCGGAGGGGCUGGGGGACAUUUGGGACUCUCUCGGUCUUCUUUUGGCUGCCCUCGAGCAGGAGACCCGAUGGAGGCCCAGGGAUCCCCAGGGAUGGAGGCCGCCCUCAGCCCAGAGAUCCACCGCCGGCGUUUCCGCGGUCUCGACGGCUGCCGCCAGGAGGCCGAGGGGCCCCGGGAGCUUUGCAGCCGCCUGCACCGCCUGUGCCGCCAGUGGCUGCGGCCGGAGAGGAGCAGCAAAGGGGAGAUGCUGGACCUGGUGGUGCUGGAGCAGCUGCUGGCCCUGCUGCCCGCGGAGAUGGCGAGCUGGGUGAGGGAGUGCGGAGCCGAGAGCUGUUCGCAGGCGGUGGCCCUGGCCGAAGGCUUCCUCCUCAGCCAAGCCCAGCGGGAAGAGCCGGGAAAGGGGCAGAUUAUGAAUCAGGCGGUUCUUCAAAUGGAGGAGCCAUUCACGGAGGAGAUCUCAGCUGAGCUCCAGGGCAGAGAAGAUCCAUACAGCUCUAUUCAGGAGCUAUUUUUCAGGAGGGCCCAAUUCUGGCCACUUUGCCAGAGCUCUGAUUCCUUUCAGGGGGUGACUGUGGACUUCACAGAUGAGGAGUGGAGUCUGCUAGAUUCUGGCCAAAAGGCCUUGUGCAGAGAAGUCAUGCAGGACGUUUCUAUCAAUAUGGAUACUCUGGAUGAGGUGUUUGUGAAUGAGAAUGACCAGGAAGCAUGCAUGCCUCUAAAAACAUUGGAAAAUAGCUCCUUCGCUUCUACUUCACCAGAGAAACUAUACUGGAAAUGCGAACCACAUACCUCUGUAAUAUAUUUGGUGGCUUCAAACCUGAGCAGAGAGAGGAAAUGGUGCAUGCAGUAUGGAAAGAGUUUCAGUAUGAAAAGUAAUCUUAAUGUCCACCAAAAGAUGCACACCCAGGAGAGACCAUAUAAAUGCAUGGAAUGUGGAAAGAGCUUUACAAAAAAAAGAAAUCUUAAUGUUCAUGAGAGGAUCCACACUGGGGAAAGACCAUAUAAAUGCAUGGAAUGUGGAAAGAGCUUUACUCAGAAAGGAAAUCUUAAUCUUCAUGAGAGGAUGCACACUGGGGAAAGACUGUAUAAAUGUAUGGAAUGUGGAAAGAGCUUUACCCAGAAACUACUUCUUAAAUAUCAUGAAAGGAUCCACACUGGGGACAGUCCGUAUAAAUGCAUGGAAUGUGGAAAGAGCUUUACCCAGAAAAAAAAUCUUAAUCUUCAUGAAAGGAAGCACACUGGGGACAGACUUUAUAAAUGCACAGAAUGUGGAAAGACCUUUACCCAGAAAGCAAAUCUUAAUGAUCACGAAAGCAUCCACACUGGGGACAGACCGUAUAAAUGCAUGGAAUGUGGAUUGACCUUUACCCAGAAAGGACCUCUUAAUCGUCACAAAAGGAUCCACACUGGGGACAGACCGUAUCAAUGCAUGGAAUGUGGAAAGACGUUUACACAGAAAGGUAAUCUUAAUCGUCACAAAAGGAUCCACAUUGGAGACAGACCGUAUAAAUGCAUGAAAUGUGGAAAGACCUUUAGCUGCAAAGAAAAUCUUAAUCAUCACGAAAGGAUCCACACUGGGGACAGACCAUAUAAAUGCCUGGAAUGUGGAAAGAGCUUUAUCCAGAAAGGAAAUCUUAAACUUCAUGAGAGGAUCCACACUGGGGACAGACCAUAUAAAUGCAUGGAAUGUGGAAAGAGCUUUAUUCAGAAAGAACAUCUUAAUCUUCAUGAGAGGAUCCACACUGGGGACAGACCAGUGGAUGCAAAACUAAAUUGGGAAUACCCAGAAGUUGACAAAAUAUAUCUUGAGGGAAAAUAUUAAAGAAGAGGGGGAGAGAGAAACUGUACGGCAACAUAGUAUACCUAGGAAGAAAGGAGUGUGGAGUUUUUGUCAAAUGGGAAGAACCGAGAAAAAAACCCCAAUAUUCUGCCAAGGGACAGGGACAACUGACCAGCAGGAUAACCUUUCUACUCCAUAAAAUAAGAAAAGAGAAAAAUUAAAAUAAUUUUGAAAUUUUAAAAAAGAGUUGUAUUAAUGGCGGUAUAUAAGUCUCAUAAAUAAAUAAAUAAAUGGCCAAUGGGGCUAUAACACUAAUAAACAAGAUGUUAAAAAUUAUAUAGGUGAAACAAUUGCUUAAAAAAUUAGGUUUUCAGAUUGAAUAAAAAGUAAAAUACUUGGGUGUUAA
Molecule: messenger RNA, 2426 nt
Organism: Crotalus tigris (Tiger rattlesnake)
Lineage: Eukaryota; Metazoa; Chordata; Lepidosauria; Squamata; Viperidae
Product: zinc finger protein 287-like
Exons: 4
Coding region: 308-2062 (584 amino acids)
Biological process (GO): regulation of transcription by RNA polymerase II
Molecular function (GO): RNA polymerase II cis-regulatory region sequence-specific DNA binding; DNA-binding transcription factor activity, RNA polymerase II-specific
Source: RefSeq, a predicted model, not a curated record